Apus apus (common swift) is the source of this 2712-nucleotide messenger RNA. RefSeq names its product DEAD-box helicase 54 (gene DDX54). The transcript is spliced from 20 exons. Gene Ontology annotation, cellular component: nucleus. The record is from RefSeq and is a predicted model, not a curated record. NCBI's taxonomy places the organism in Eukaryota, Metazoa, Chordata, Aves, Apodiformes, Apodidae. Gene Ontology annotation, molecular function: RNA binding; ATP binding; RNA helicase activity. Bases 1 to 2613 code for a protein of 870 amino acids.
AUGACUGUGCCUCAGCUGGUGACCCACUGGACAGUCGAGGGGAGCUGCUGUUGUCACCAAGCCUGCCUGGGGCCAUCCUCAGCUCCCAGCUUCUCCUCCCACAUGGAGCAGCAUCCCCAUCCUUUGUUCUCAGCCACGGGAGGUCCCAGGCUCCUCAGGGACUUGGUCACCAGGAGGUCUCAGGUGUCCCCGCCCCCCCUGCCCCCCUUCCCAGCCCCCCAGGAGGAGGAGGGGGAUGGCGCCGAGGCAGAGCCCGACACCCGGGCCAUGGUGCGGGCCCAGAACCAGAAGAAGAAGAAAUCCGGGGGCUUCCAGUCCAUGGGCCUCAGCUACCCUGUCUUCAGGGGCAUCAUGAAGAAGGGGUACAAGGUGCCCACCCCCAUCCAGAGGAAGAGCAUCCCCCCCAUCCUGCGCGGGAGGGACGUGGUGGCCAUGGCGCGGACGGGCAGCGGGAAGACGGCCUGCUUCCUCAUCCCCAUGUUCGAGAGGCUGAAGGCGCCCAGCCAGGCCGGGGCACGUGCCCUCGUCCUCUCGCCCACCCGAGAGCUGGCCCUGCAGACCCUCAAGUUCACCAAGGAGCUGGGCAAGUUCACAGGCUUGAAGACAGCCCUGAUCCUGGGAGGAGACAAGAUGGAGGACCAGUUUGCUGCCCUGCAUGAGAACCCCGACAUAAUCAUUGCCACCCCCGGGCGCCUGGUGCACGUGGCAGUGGAGAUGAAGCUGAAGCUGCACACGGUGGAGUACGUGGUGUUUGACGAGGCCGACAGGCUCUUUGAGAUGGGCUUUGCUGAGCAGCUCCAGGAGAUCAUCGCCCGGCUCCCAGACUGUCACCAGACUGUCCUUUUCUCCGCCACGCUGCCCAAGCUGCUCGUGGAGUUUGCCCGGGCUGGGCUCACCGAGCCGAUGCUGAUCCGUCUGGAUGUGGAGUCCAAGCUCAGCGAGCAGCUCAAGCUGGCUUUCUUCCACGUGCGUGGGGACGACAAACCUGCCGUGCUGCUCCACCUGCUCCGGAGUGUGGUGAAGCCCCAGGACCAGACCGUUGUCUUUGUGGCCACCAAGCACCACACGGAGUAUCUCAAGGAGCUGCUGACAGCUCAGGGCAUCCGCUGCACCCACAUCUACAGCUCGCUGGACCAGACCGCCCGCAAGAUCAACAUUGCCAAGUUCUCCCAGGGCAAGUGCCCGGUGCUGCUGGUCACUGACGUGGCCGCCCGUGGGCUGGACAUCCCCAUGCUGGAUAAUGUCAUCAACUACAGCUUCCCUGCCAAGGCCAAGCUCUUCCUGCAUCGUGUUGGUCGUGUGGCCCGGGCUGGCCGGAGUGGCACUGCCUAUUCCCUGGUGGCUCCUGAUGAGAUGCCCUACGUCUUUGACCUCCAUCUCUUCCUGGGGCACCCGCUGGUCCUCGCUGGUGCCCAGGAGUUGCCCGCAGAUGCUGGUGGGGUCCUGGGCCGUGUCCCCCAGAGCCUGGUGGAUGACGAGGAGUGCCUGCUGCUGACGGACCACGAGGGUUCCCUGGAGCUGAGCAGCCUGCGCCGCGUCGCCGACAACGCCCAGAAGCAGUACCUGCGCUCCCGGCCCGGCCCCUCGCCCGAGUCCAUCAAGAGGGCAAAGGACCUGGAUGUGUCCCAGCUGGGCAUCCACCCGCUCUUCAGUGCUCGCUUCGAAGACACGGAGCUGGAGAGGCUGAAGUUCGUGGACAGCAUUAAAACCUACAAGUCCAAGGCGACCAUCUUUGAGAUCAACGCCACCUCCCGCACGCUGGCCAGCUCCGUGAUGCGCUCCAAGCGGCGCCACGACCGUGCCCUGAUCGAGAAGUUCCAGCGUGGGCAGCAGGAGAAACGGGCAGCAGCUCUCAAAGGGCAGGGGCUGUGCCCAGACCCCCCCAGACCCCAGGAGGGAGGAGGAGGAGGAGAGGAGGAAGACCUCCAGGACGUGUUCUCCAACGUGGUGGGCCAGAAGCGAAAGCGGGGCCGAGGGGGAGAAGACGGUGCCAGGAAAAAGCCGCAGCAGCCGGCACAGCAGGAUCAGGACUUCUACAUCCCUUACCGGCCCAAGGACUUUGAGAGCGAGAGGGGGCUGAGCGUGGGCGAGGGCAGCCCCUUCGAGCAGCAGGCAGCUGGAGCUGUCCUGGAUCUCAUGGGCGAUGAAAACCACAACCUCAACAAGAACAAGCAGCUGCUGAAGUGGGACCGCAAGAAGAAGCGGUUUGUGGGGCAGACGGGCCAGGAGGACAAGAAGAAGGUGCGAACAGAGAGCGGGCGCUACAUCAGCAGCUCCUACAAGAACAACCUCUACGAGAAGUGGAAGCAGAAAUACAAGGUCGAUGAGCGGGAUGAGGGCGAGGAAGACAACCGAGGCAGGCAGCAGUUCCGAGGGAAGCACAAGCACGGGCAGGGACAGCCCCCCGCCCAGGGCAGGGUGCGCUCGGAGCUGAAGAACAAGCAGCAGAUCCUGAAGCAGCGCAAGAAGGCGGCCAAGCAGCGGUUCCUGCAGAGCGGGGGGCUGAAGCGCCUGCGGGCGCGGAACCGGCAGCGGGUGCAGCAGCUGCGGCAGAUGGCCUUUGGGCGCAGGGUGGCGGGCGCCAAGAAGGGCAAGCUGCGGAAGAGGGUCUAGGGGAGGGGGCUGUGCCCCACCUGACUUCCUCCCUACUUCCCCACCGUCUGGGCUUCGGCGCCAGGGAAGGAGACAUUAAAUAUUUUGGCUGGUUUUGCA